Phyllostomus discolor (pale spear-nosed bat) is the source of this 2400-nucleotide messenger RNA. It is a transcript of the gene RAD52, whose product is annotated as RAD52 homolog, DNA repair protein. The record is from RefSeq and is a predicted model, not a curated record. Bases 553 to 1794 code for a protein of 413 amino acids. Gene Ontology annotation, cellular component: nucleus. Gene Ontology annotation, biological process: DNA recombinase assembly; mitotic recombination; double-strand break repair via homologous recombination. The transcript is spliced from 12 exons. NCBI's taxonomy places the organism in Eukaryota, Metazoa, Chordata, Mammalia, Chiroptera, Phyllostomidae.
CUAUUUUCUACAUGAGAAAACAUCAUUUAGAGAGACUACAUGAUUUUUUCCCUUGGUCAAGCACCUAGUGGGUGAUAGAGCUGGAAACGGACAUUCAGAACUUGAGCUCUUAAACAUCGCAUUAUAAUGCUGUGUGGAGAAGGAUAACUUUUUGACAUUCAUAGAUUUGUAGUUCUAUUAGGAAAUCUGAAGAUUUAUAACAUCUAAGUUUGCUGAGGCGCCAACUUUGAAUCUGAAUUGAGGCAGGUGUAGUCGUAGUCAGGUAAGUGGGCCAGCCAGCUGCAGGUGCUUUUUCUGAGGGCAGUUCUGGUUUUUACUGGACCUUACGUUUGCACUGCCUCAGUCUAAUGCACUGGCUUUCAGACUUGAGCUCACCUCAAAAUCACCUGGUAGGCUUGGCAAAGCACCAAUUCCUGGGCCCCACAUCUACCUUUUGACUCUGUAGAUCUACUGUGGGGCCUGAGGUGUCACAUUUCUAACAAGUUCCAGGUGAAGCUGAAGCUGCGAGGGACUAAACUGGGCUAAUUCUUGAGUAAGUCAACCAGAAUCAACAUGUCUGGGAUUGAGGAAGGAAUUCUUGGAGGCCGUGACAGCUUUCCUUCUUCUGCCGGUAGCAACUCUGUGUUAUGCUUUGGACAGUACCAAUACACAGCAGAAGAGUACCAGGCCAUCCAGAAUGCUCUGAGGCAGAGGCUCGGCCCAGAAUACAUAAGUAGUCGCAUGGCUGGAGGAGGCCAAAAGGUGUGUUACAUUGAGGGUCACCGGGUAAUUAAUCUGGCCAAUGAGAUGUUUGGGUACAAUGGCUGGGCCCACUCCAUCACACAGCAGAAUGUCGAUUUUGUUGAUCUUAACAACGGCAAGUUCUACGUGGGAGUCUGUGCAUUUGUGAGAGUCCAGUUGAAGGAUGGUUCAUACCAUGAAGAUGUGGGCUAUGGUGUGAGUGAGGGCCUCAAGUCAAAAGCCUUGUCUUUGGAGAAGGCCAGGAAGGAGGCAGUGACAGAUGGGCUGAAGCGGGCACUGAGAAGCUUUGGCAAUGCACUUGGAAAUUGUAUCCUGGACAAAGACUAUCUGAGGUCACUAAAUAAGCUUCCACGCCAGUUGCCUCUUGAAGUGGAUUUAACUAAUGCAAAGAGACAAGAUUUCGAACCAUCUGUGGAACAAGCAAGAUACAGCAGUUGCCGACAGAACAUGGCUCUGGGACCCCCAAAACCACCGGAGAUGACCUCCCCUUGCCAACAAAGCCACUCAGACAAUCCCCACAUUGUGAUGCAAGGAGACAGGGACAGCAGCCCCCGAAGCCUGGCGUCCUCUACUAUGGGGAGGGAUGCCACCUACCAGCGGAAGCUCCGGCAAAAGCAGUUGCAACAGCAGUUCCGGGAACAAAUGGAGAAACAGCAGCAAGUUCAACUAUCUGCUCCAUCCAUUGAAAAGAAGAAUCAGGCAGAGCCACCGGCGCCUCCUUUGAAGCAUGGCACUUCCAAAGCUGAGGGUGCAGAACCACUCACUGAGAGCGACUUCCCUGAAGACAGUUUUGAAAUAUGGGCUAUGGCUGCAGAUGCAGGGGACAGUGUUGUCAAGCCCCUAUCGAGACCGGAACCCCACCAGACUGCUGCCACACCAGUCCUGAACCAGAUGGUGACCCAGAACAGGACACCACAAAGCCUCUGCCACCAGAAUCCACAAGCAAAAUCUGAACUUUGGCACCUUCAGACUCCCAACAUUAACAUAACAGGCAGCUGUGAUUCCUAUAGGAAGAACCAGGACACGAAAAAAAGGAAGUUGGAUCCAUCUUAAAGAAAACUCUGGUCACAUCACUGGACUGUCAGAGAAAACUGCUUUUUGGCCAUGGAAUUAUUCAUCAUUCCUAGGGGAUGAGCUUUAUUUCCAAGGAUUCACUUGCUUCAUUUUGAACUUUUCCAAAGGAUUUGACUAUUAGAACCUACUGCAGAUAAAGCUGAGCAGAUGGAAAAUAAGUACUUUAAAAAAGCUUGUCAUACACUGCAGUAGGCUUUGGGGAGAUGAAAUACCCUUUCUAAAGCUUUUGAGGCUCUUUGUAUUCCUAACUGUUGUUAAUAAAUGUGUAACUUUUAGGAAUCACCAGUGGCUACAAGUAGUAUAACCAACUUUUCUUUUAAAUUUUGUUUAUUUCUUACUAUGUUCUCACACUUUUCCCAUUACCAAUUAUCCCCCAUAUCCUCUUUUAAACAACUACUUACAUUAAACUAUUGUGAGUGAUCUCUGCCUUCUUUCAGAACCUUAGGGCACCAAGUUCUAACAUUACCCACACGAGGACUGUGCAUCAUGCUCAGAACAAAGCCCACAGUGGGGUUUCACUGCUGUGCAUCAAUCCAGCCUGUCAUCCUCAUCUGUGACCAUUCCCUUGUUUAAUUAAGAAAACAA